This is a messenger RNA of Paramuricea clavata, 18554 nucleotides long. NCBI's taxonomy places the organism in Eukaryota, Metazoa, Cnidaria, Anthozoa, Malacalcyonacea, Plexauridae. The record is from the annotation of a GenBank genome assembly.
AUGACACUCACAAUAGAUGAAAUUUUGGAGAGAAUUGGUGGCCAUGGCCGCUUUCAAACGAUAUUGUUGUUGUGUAUGACAUACAUUUACAUGUCUAUGGUUGCUUUUCAUCUGAUGGUGAUAGCCUUUAUAGCUGGAGAACCUUUCUGGGAGUGUGCUCAAAAUAGUACAAUGUGUAAUCUUACUGAAGCAGUGAGUACAGUCAGUGAGCAUUACAAGGAAAGAUGUAAUAUGCCACGAUCUGAAUGGAAAUUCGUUGAUACUUAUACUUCUACAGUUACCGAGGUAUAAGAUGUAUAUGAUUUUUGUAAACUCGUGCAUGAAAAAUAGAUUAAUAAGCCACUCAUGAAUAAUUAAUGACCUGUAGUGAGCCAAAUUUUAGUCAUCUUGAAAUCUUAGUCAUCUUGAACAGCUUUUAAAAGACAAGAAAGGUAUCAUAGAAAAGCUAAAUAACAGCUCUAUCGUCCUAUGUAAAAACUGAAUUGUUUAGCUAAGUUUGUGAUGCACGACAGCCUGUUUAAUUUCCAUAGCGCUUUUUUAGACACCCUGUAUAUCUUGCAAACCCCCAUACAAAUGAAGUAAUUCAAUUAUAUGCAAACUACUUUCAGACACCUAGUGGUUGUAAUUGUUUAUUACGAGUGAUGUGACUAGUAUGCAUAUGAGUUGAUCAUUAGGUUGUGCUUGAGGUUCAUAUCAUACCCUGGAAACUAGUCAGAGUCAUAAGGAUACGACUCAUGCCUUCGAGUAGCGUCUCGUAACUGACUGUCUUUUGAUUGGAUAGUGACAUGAAUAAUCGUCUUUGAUUGGCUAUUACAAAAAGCGUUCCGUAAUAUUAAGUACAUGUGAUUGGUUGUUAAUGUUUGUUUAAAAAAUGUACGUGUUUUACGAUUCGAGUCUUUUAUGAAAAAUGCAUUUUCGUUCUUCAAAUACGUAGAAAAAACUAUAGGGGCUGAGGGAGAGGGGUGACGGGUGAUAUAAAGGACUAGGACAUGAAUAUUUUUCAAACUGAGAAGAACGAUUUUCUAUUUUCUAUUUUCUAUUUUCUGACAAACAGUGGUUCUUACAGCGCGCCAAAACAGAAUAGAGAGCUUAACUAAACGAAGUCAUGUCUUGACAGUUGAUUCACGAACGCCGAUCGGAAGUCAAUCGAGCUAUGUUACAGAUGGCGAGCCGCUCUCGUUUGAAAUCACGAACUCGAAACUGCAUAUAUUGACUUCUUCUGUUCUCGAUUUCAAAGAUUUCAAUCACGACCCUGAUAUCAUUAUUUUUUAUCAAAAACGUCCCUUGCUUAAGCUUUCUAAUAACAGAUCACACACUCGGUAGUAACCCCAAUGUAGUAACCCUUUAUUUUAUCUAUAUUAAUUUCCAGUCCUACAUUUGCAACUUUCUCUGUAUGUUUGCACGUGUAGUCUACCUAGAUCAAUUCUCUAUUUACAUUAAUGCAUGUACAUGUCCUUACUUGAUUAACUGUUCCGAAAGCACAUCAGUUUAAUAAUACUGUAAGUUACAUACCUUAAAUAUACCAACAAUCUUUUCUGAUAAAAGUAAAUAAGUAAUCAGUAUUGAAAAAUUAAUAUAUGAAAAACUAAAUAUCUGACAGAAGUCACAACUCACAACUAAGCUGUUUAAUAUAAAACAUUGUGCCCUUCCAACUUUAGGUUUGUUUCGACACUUCAAAGCAUUUUAAUUUAAAUUUUUGAAUUUUUGUAGUAUGACCUUAUAUGUGAAGACUCUAUCCUUCAAAGUGUCGCGUCUUCGUUGUUCUGGGUUGGAUGGUUUGUUGGUAAUAUCUUGAUGGGGUAUAUGUCAGAUAAGCUUGGACGCAAGAAAGCAAAUCAACUGUCAGUCACUCUUGUGUUUUUUUCUUCUUGGAUAUUAAUUUGGCCAAAGGGACUCUGGGUUUUCAUGGUAUGUCGUUUCGUCACUGGAAUUGGAAGUGGUAAGUCGUCCAGUAAUCUUGUGUACGAGAUCCCUGUCAGUUCUCAGGCCGGUAUACUCUCUCUCAUCCCCCUUAUCUUCGAGCAAUGCCUUAUCUUCAAGCCAGAGUAUCAAGCUCUAUUUUACAAACUUUAAUCCAGUCGCUCUCCACCCAUAGAUUGUUGAACAACAACAAUCUGAUUAUAGUUAAAACUGCUAAUAAUGGUAUAAUCUAAUUGCCACUAUAACCAAUCCAGAUCGAUCGGGGGAGGGGGUAAAUCCGGGUUACGUUUCUUAGUUUAAACCAGGCUAUAUAAUUUGGAUUACCUGAUCUUACUAUUUAGGAGGAGCAUGUAUGUGUGCUUUUAUCAUUGUCGUGGAAUUCAGCCCCAGUAGACGACGUGGGACGGUGGGAUCCGCUAUAUGGCUAUCGGGACCAAUCGUUUAUUCAAUGAUGGCGCUGUUUGCGUAUUUGAUUCGUGACUGGAGAUAUCUCAUGCUUCUUGGUGCAAUGUUGGGCAUUCCUGUCAUGAUUUUCAUUUGGUGAGUUUUACCUCUUGGACAGCUUCACCAUGGUGAGGAUGUGAAUGGGUUGACUGACCACUAGCAUUUGUCCGCCGUCUGUAUGACUGAAAACUGACUUAAUAGUAAUUUGGGAAUUUCACAUUUCUUUAAAAUUUUAUGGACAGUUGACAAUUGGAUUGAAAUUUAGAGACUCCCAAAUACCGCUAUCAAAACCCAAACAAUGAUUAUAGAGGUGUGAUUCUAUUAUACAGUAUCACAGUCCACGUUCUUACUGUAGAAACGAUAGGUCAUUUAUAUUUGGUAUCGAUUAGAAUAGAUCAUAAUUGGAGGCGUACAAUAUACUGGCUUAAUUAUUUCAAAUAUAAUUUUGUUCAACAUGGAAAAUAUAGAUAUAAUCGAGUCGACUACUACACUGUAAAUUUCAGGGAGUUAAUUUAACUCCAGUGGUAUUAUUCUGAACCUAAUUUUACUCCACAUUUGGAGUUAAUUGAGGUACAGUAUAACUCCACCAGAGUUAACUCCCUGAAAUUAACAGUGUAGGCCUAUAUUUAAUUUCGUAUACCAUUUGCAUAGUACCAUUGAUACAAUUGGCUAACAUUUGUCUAUAUCCAGUUCACAACUUUGGAUAACUUACAUGCAUGUCUAUAACUUACAAGGCUUUACUUUGGAUAACUUAUAUGUGAUAAAACACUCCUACGCGUGCUUUAAAUAGUACUUAAAGUAUAGUAUUGGCAACGAUAUAAACAAACGUUAGUCGUUAGAUGAUUCUGUCUAUUUCCUUUGCAAUACAGGUUUAUUCCUGAAACACCGCGGCACCUGUUGGUUCAUGGGAAACACGACGAAGCUCGAGCAGUCCUAGAGAGUAUAGCGAAGUGGAACAAAAAAGAGAUGCCCCAGGAUGACAUUUAUGUACCAAAGCAAGCUGACGGUGAAAAAGCUGAUUUUAGAGAUUUGUUUUAUAACAAAUCAGUUACUUUAAUCACUUUAGUAACGUGGUUUUCAUGGUAAGGACAGUAAUGACAUUUUGGCGUUUGGAUCAACCUCGUUCCCAAAGAAUUCAGCAGUUGCAUUUGCUUAUGAGAGGGCAGGAGAGAUCAAAUUUUCGAUAAUUAUUCCAUUUUAAACAGCGAUGAGCAAAAGUGAAAAGUGAGAAAAAGCAAAUAAGAGACAUGCAUUGGAUUAUCAUAAGCCGCUCACAGCUCACUAACAUCACGAUCUUAAAAUUCAGUUCAACAUCUAGCUUGCAUUGCUUUGCAGUAAAAGCGAUGAAAUUAACCUUUUUUUAAAAGAUUUAACUUUGUUAUUGACUGCUAUCGACAUACAGCUAUUUCAAUUAAGGUUGUCCCCGAGCAAAGCGGAAAAGUCGAAUACGAGCGCGAAAGGCUGCUGGGAAUCGCUAAAAUAUUCACUAAUUUUUUGGCGAUUCCCGGCAAGCCUUUCGCGCUCGUAUUCGACUUUUCCGCUUUGCUCGGGGACAACCUUACUUGAAAUAGCUGUAUACGUGUUCGACCUUAUCUCGUGUAGCCGUACUUUUCUGUUCCUUUUCAGGCGAUUUGUAUAGGUAAUCGCAUGGGGCCGUGUAAAAUUAAGGUUUAAUUUCACGCGUCGGUAUUCUUAAAGUUUCACAAAUUGUGAAAAUUUAAAACACAAGUGAAAUUAAACCUUAAAUUUGCGAGGAACUAUGCGAUUACUUGUUAAUCAUAGAAGGCAAAAUUUAUUCGUAAGUUAAUUGUGAAAUUGUCAAGUUCUUGAACCUGGUAUAUGUCUCCAUGUCUUCGCCGAUGUUCCUUAUUAUAAUGCUGCCCAUUUCUUAAAUACUCCAACCAAUAAAUUUGUAUUUUUUCUAGUGUCCAUGUUUUCACUAGAAGUUUUUAAUUCUUCAAUAACAUCACUAUCCGCGACGACAACGCGAAAACCAUUGUUUUUAUGUACUAUUUAAAACACGAAACUUCUCGCGCUUGCGUCUCAGCCAAUCAGGUACAAGUAUUUUUGCCCUGAAUUAACAAAAAAUUCCCUCCUCAUUAGCCAAUCAUAUUUCAGUAAUUUUGCCCUCUAUAUGAUUAAUACCACAAUCCGUGGUAGUAUUAAAAUCUAUUGUUCAUUUGUUGAUUCAUUUUUUCUAGGUUUACAAUCUCCUUGAUGUUUUAUGCAGUUUCAUACAAUGCUGUAUAUCUGGGUGGCAAUAUCUAUCUUAGCUUUUUUCUCACCAAUAUCGUUCUAACUCCUGCAAAUGUAUCAACGAUUGUGGCAAUAAAAAAGUAACUAAAUUUAGACUCUUAUUUUACAUUUAUCAUUUAUGCUAAUUUUAAGAAAUCUUACAAGAACUACACUUAAAAGUCAGACGGAUGGGCGAUUAAUCCAAUCAGCAUCUUUAUAUAUAUUUACAGUCGGACAAAUAUAUCUCAAACUCAUUAAUAAUUCAUGAGUAAAUUAGCCAACCAUAUUGCUUUAUUUUGCUCACAUGAUAACACUGGAUACCUGUUGAGGUGCUGAUUGACGUGAAAUAGAUUAGUCCUGUCCUCGUAGUCGGACUUGAACCGGUCUGCAACGUUUUAGCUGGCAAUGAGAAUCAGAUUAUCAGAUGGGUUCCACGACGUAAGGGGCGGACCACUAGAAAUCCCGGGAGGGGGGGGGGGUGAAAAUUCCCCCCAAAAAAUUCGUGCAAAGAAAAAUGCCUGGAAAAAAAUUCGUGCAGCCAUUACGUCAGAGAAAAAAAUUCGUGCAGGCAAACAGCAAAGUACAAAUAGUCUUGAAAAAAAAUUCGUGCAGAGGUUAAAUGCAUUAAAAAAAAUUCCUGCAGAGACAUGAGACUGAAUAAAAAUUGUGCUGCAAAAAUUUUAUACUCCCCCUCCCGGGAUUUCUAAUGGUCCGCCCCUUAACGAUUGAGAAACAGCUAGACGAAAUAUUUGCAUUAACCUAAAAUUGGAAUGCUCAAGUAUCCAAAAUUCAUGCAAAAAAGUUUCAUUUCAUAUCCAAGCCCUCAUUGUCUAUAACAAUAUAAAACCGUUACACCUCAGUCAGUCAACUAUCUUCAGAGUGAAUUUAUUAUUUUUCUUUAUAGACUUGGUCGUAAGAGGGCCAUUAUUAUUGGUCUACUUCUUGCUGCCGUUUCCACUGUGAUUACUGUCUCAAUUCCUGCUGACAGAACUAAUGCAGGUAAAUCCUACGAGGCAAUUCUUCACCGUUGAGGGGUGGCCGUAUGCCCGUAUCAGAAAACAAUAGCGAACUUAUAAGCAAGGCCUAAUCUAGUACGGGGACGUGGCAAGAAACAGCCUUAAAUUUUACACUUUCAUAAAUAUAAAGAACUAUUAUAAUAGUCUAUACCGUUAUUAAUUAAGAACCUCGACAAGACGGACGAAAGUGCAACGAACACGGCUAUUGAAUUCAUAUUAAUAGAAGAAAAUGAACAGAAAGGAACAAUUAAAAUCCCACGGGAGUUUUAGACGUCGCCGUUGCUCUGUUUACAACAACAAGUCUUGUAUACAACGCUUAUAUUUCAAACUGGGAUCACUGCUACUUUGAAGUGGAUCCUAGAACUUUUCUUAAUCAUCAACACUUUGUUAACGUUGAUUCUUAAACUGUAAACCCGGAACCCCCAAUCAGUGGCGUGCUGGGUACUAUUUUUCUGGAGGGGCCAGUGGGCUGUCAACCAAUAUGCGCCCCUAUAAUGUUACGCUUUAUAAACGAGGGCCGAAGGCACGAGCCGAGCGCCGCAGGUGCGAGGUUUGUCUAGGGGGGUCCGGGGGCAUGGCCCCCAGAAACAUUUUUCAAUUUAGAGUCUCUGAAAUGCCAUUUCCUGGACUUUUCCAUUUGACAGAAAUCUGAUGGUCAGGGAACGGAUUAUAACGUGUCGAAUUUGCAAUUUGGUUAGAAUUUAGUAGUAGUACUUAAAUUAUGCAAUGCUAACUACUUCCACCGAUUAAUCUAAUCCCAAUUCUAUUUUCUACUGAUCUAGUGUUCUGAAUACAUUUACAACUUACAGCUCUUUUAUACAAUAACACGGACCCCACGCAUAUGCAUUUUAAGGUUUCCUUGCCUGGCUGCCAAAAGGGCGUGUUUCAGCAUAUUUCAUUACUUACAUUACUCAUGAUGUUUCUUGCGCAAACAAACAAAUUGCGUACACAAUUUUGCAUAAUAAUAUAAGGGCAUAAUACCAGCAAAAAAGGGCAUAAUUCCCGUGAUCACUUCGAAACCUGACCAAUAUUCCGGUAAUGAGACAUUGCCUGUGAUCACUUAGCCUGCGAACAGGCUCUCAAGCUGAAUUGAGAGCCUGCAUCGAUGACUAAUGAAUUUGAAUAUCUGCGUCUCAAAUCGUGACGCGAAAUUCUCAUUGGUCAGAUGCUAUAAUUUAUAUUAUUCCGCUGAGCUCUAUAUAUGUCAACUGUUGAAACACUAUGCAUAAAAAACACAUUAACUGAUCAAAUUGGUCUUGGCCAUCUUAUUUCAAAGCACGAAAUGUUCUGUUUUGAGAAAACAGUAUUUAAAACAUUUGAACUUUUGCUUGAAUAUCUUAUAUUUCGAAAAACAGUAUAAACUGUACGGUCUAAAUUUAGUUUGCACGGUCUAAAUUUAGUUUGCACGGUCUAAAUUUAGUUUGCACGAAAGUUGUUAACAACACCAUAUAAGGAUAGACAUUCCAUAUUUGGAAAAACGAACGUUACGGGGCAGAUAUUCAAAUUCAUUAGUCAUCGAUGCAGGCUCUCAAUUCAGCUUGAGAGCCUGUUCGCAGGCUAGUGAUCACUGAUCAUGUUUCUCUAUGAACGAUUUUGUGUGAGCUGUGAGGUAGCAAAUUAGGAAAUACGGUUAGACAAAAUAGUCUGUAAUUUAAUAUGUGUGACUUUGUCGCCUGUGCGCUUAGUCUGUUUAUAAGCACAUCUUUUCUUGGCGGAAGUAACUAUAUUUUUUCGAAUGCGUUUUUCCCACCCACUUUCAAAAUUCGGCGCCCCCUUUUAAUUUUUGCGCCCCCCAAGAAUUGCCAGCUGGGGGGGCCGUGGCCCCCCCCCCCCCCCCCCCCCCCCCCCCCCCCCCCCCCCCCCCCCCCCCCCCCCCCCCCACGCACACACUUUUCUUCAGGGCCAAUUUUGUGGACAUCAAUUUAUUUGAUGGGACCAAUUCUGUCAGCUUUUAUCCUUUCUUUUUGCUCUGUGGAAUGUUUAUUUGACAGAUAUUUAUUCUUUCUUUUAGGUUUUUCAGCUGGAAGAAUAAUCACUGCGAUGGUUGCAAAAGGAUCAAUCUAUGUUUCAUUCAUUGGUAUCUAUGUGCAAGGAGCUGAAGUAUUUCCAACGACUGUGAGGUUAAUGACAUUAUAUAAUAAUAAUCUGAGUUCAAUUCUUCGGUUCGAGAGACAUUACCUCAGUGGCAUAACGGCGGAAGAGGGGGCCUUAGGCAUAUUUGGUGUGGGGGCCCCUGUUGACUGUUGUCAUUGUUUGACUGAGAUAUUAUAUUUAUAUUUGCUGUAUAUUGAAUAUUGAUAGAAUAUUCUGGAAAAUUCCGUGUCUAUAACAAUAACAGUCUCCAACACAUGUAACAACUAAUAAGAAUAUAUUUUGUUUUAUUGUUGAGGUGGAAUAAAAAAUCCGCUACCGUUGUCGAUGGACGUUUUAUUAUUUAGUAUUAAUUUUGCAUUUUCCCAUUGAUUCUAACCGGCAUUUUUUACGUUUUCUAAUUUUCUGGGCGAUAGGCCGUGGCUGAUGCGGCCCCCUAACUGGCCCUUAGUUUUUGAACUAACCCUACCCAAUGAGCGUUACGCCACUGCAUGAUCUGUCAGAGGACGGACGAUAGGAUGACUUCAUUUUAGUGACGUAACAUCUUUAAACCAAUGACAGCUCUCUCAGAAACAUCACGAACCAACGACUCGCCCCGACAGCAACCCGACGGCUCUGCCCCGACGGCUUGUGGGCUACCUUUUAGUUCCUACCACGUUAUGACGUCAUAGUGUGUGUCUAUUACUGAAAAGGAAACGGAAAAAGUGUUUUCUAUUUGUUAAUUACAAUUACAUUUGCCGGAUGUUUUGACUGACAACAGACAAAAUAGCUGACAAAUUUUGACAAACUAUUAAACAGGAAUAUGCAACUGGAACUAUGGCAUCUUAUAUAGUAUUUUACUGGCUAGAAUUAUAUCUAAUGAAUGACUUCCACUUAACUCAAAAGCUUGUUGUCUUAUUAUUUAGAACUUAUCAGACUUUUCCAAUGACUUCUAUGAACAAAUGAAUGAAAAAAUAUUUAAUUAGGAUAAGUGUCUUACAGAAGGUUGCUCUUGCUCUAUCACGUUCAGGCACGUCCUGUUCUCUACCUUCUUCUUGGGUCUUUUCGUCAAUGACAAUGCUAUAAUUUGUUCCAUGCUUUAUGUAGAAAUAUCGCCAUGGGAACGUCUUCUGCGUGUGCUCGUAUAGGAUCCUUCAUUGCUCUAUACAUAAUUUGGCUGGUAAGUAAGAUUAUUACAAUAUACAGUACAGUGGGUCUCUGAAGUGGCAAGUUUCACUAACGACUAUCGUGUGUACAGCUGUACAGCCAGAAAUCUCACAGACCUGUCGCAAAUUGUUGAUUUUACCGGCUUGCGGCAAGUUGUCAACAAGUCGCGACAGGUCUGUUGGUUUCGUCAGGCGGCAACAGACUUGCGGGAACAGGUCUGUCGCAAGCUGUUGACGACAGAGCCGUAGCGACUUGUUGAAACAACCCACUACAAACCUGUUACUGGUCUGAUAGAACAACUUACAGCAAGUCUGAUGAAAUCAACAGGUUGUUACAACUUCUUUCCAACAGACCUGUGCGAGUUGUUAUUGUCAAGUCUGCAGCAAGCUUGUUAUCAGACCUGCGCCAAACUUGUCCACAACAAACGAAAAUGAAACAAAUCGAAAAGAGAAAAAUCGCACGAAAUGGACGCUUCCGCGGGCUUCACUUUCUCAUUCGAUCAUUGCAUUUGCAAUAUUAAAUGCAAAACAGCAAAAGCCGCUGUUUUAUUUUUAAAAAAUAGUUUCGAUUUCCAAAAAAAAAAGCUAUGUUUGUGUUAGUUUGGGGUAAUCUUCAAUACAUAUGACAAAACAUAAGGUUUUUAAAGUUUUUUUGCUUCGUUACAUCAGCGCUAUGAUACAAAAUGCCUCCAAUAUUAUAGUGAUACUAAUUUUCGGGUGACGUCCGUAGUGACAAAAACGUUGCUUGCCUAAGCUCACUAUUGAAGCUUUGUGUAUGUACUGUUUUAAAGAAAAAUAUGUAAGUAUACGGUUGUCAUAUUUCGGUCAUACUUAAAGACCAAUUAAUUUUGAAAAUUGUUUACAAUAAAGAACCUUUCUUUGACUUUGUCGUAUUUUUUCGGCUGUUUUGCUCAAAAAUUAUCUCGCAAGUUUGUAUAUAAAACUUAAAAGUCUUGUUAUUUUAUGAAACACUACAACCGAAAUAUGGCAACCUGUUUGGCCGUUUUUUCACUUUUUUGUUCAAAAUAGUGGAUGCACGAAGCCUCAUAAGGCGCUUUCCUCGGUUCACAACGCUCAACGGGUCUGUUGCAAGUUGUUGAAAACAACAUUGGCAUUGCUGCAGCUGAGCAACAGGUCUGUCGACUGUCGCAGUUGUUGACACAGAGCUGCAGCAGCUCUGUGUCAACAACUGCGACAGUCGACAGACCUGUUGAAAACAACAUUGCUGCAGCUCUGCGGUGUCAACAACUUGCGACAAGCCUGUUGAAAACAGCAUUGCUGCAGCUCUGUCACAACAGUUUGUAACAGACCUGUUGACAUGCCGUUGCGGACCUGUCAGGACAGACAGGUACAAGGCGAGCGAACGCAUCCAGAUAUCGGCUUGUUGACAACAAGUUGUAACAGACCUGCUGCAGAUCUGUUCCAACUUGCGCGGAAUUGGCUGUGUAGUAGUCUUAAUUUUAUUUAUUGACAAGAAAAUAAAGAGAUAUUUAUGAUGGACUUUCUUCUUCUCCCAGUACGAACUUGCCCGAGAUCCUGAUAUUCCAACUUGCGUGGAGUUUGCCGGAUUUAUAUUAAAACAAUGAAAAUGAGUGCAUAUUUAUGUAAAGUUUAAGAGCCAAUUAGGGACCGCUAAUUAUUUAUUGUACAGGGGGGAGGAUUGAGGAGAAACUGGGGGGCUUUAAAUUUUUUAAAGCCUGAAAGGGGGGGCUUUGAAAAAAUACAGAGAGACGAAAGAAGGGGGGCUUUGAAAAUAUUUACCAGUUUGAAAAAAACAUUAGUAGUUUUAAAAAUGUAUCACAAAACAACUUAACAACAAAUAAUAUAGACCUAAUAUUCAUAAAUGGAAGCCAAGUCUCUUAUGUUCAUGUAAAUAGACAAUUCCUAUUAUAGACUAAUUUUAGAACUAGGCAAAGAGAUGCAAAUCAAGGCCGAAUUUUGGUGAAAAUAGUGGGGGCGGUGGAAAAAAAUUUUAGGGGAGGUGCAGCGGUCUAGCUCACAACCCCAUGGAAAGUUAGGGCUUAUUGUAGAACAGGCCGAUAUCAACAAGGUGAGGUGUGCAUGUAGUGUACAUAUGUACCAGUGUAUUAAUGAAUUAUGAAUGUAUAACUCCAAUCUUGCCCUUCAUUGCAAUUGCUACAAAGUUUCUUUCAAAACAUUGCAUUAAAAGUGUACUUGACACAGAGAUGAAUGGCUAUCACUGUUUCAAUUUUACAGAGAAAACUUUCUUAUGUCACGGAGUGUAGAUCCUAAGCAACCAUCACAUUUUCACUUUGUUCCAUCAUUGAAACUUUCCCAAGGGGAAGUGCAUGACCUUUCAAGAGAGGUGGAAAAAUUCUCAGGGGAGGUGCGCACCUCUCCACACUUCCCUCAAAAUCCGGCCUUGAUGCAAAUAAAUCCCCACAGCUAGAAAGAGCAUACUAGAAUAAGCAAAUUAUUGCAAAGUUUGGUUGCAAAUUGUUGCAAAAUACGGAAAAUAUAGCCUUGCAAAGUUUGCAAAUUUUGUACACUUUUGUAUUGCAUGCGAAAAUUGCAAUUAUACAAAAGAAUACAAAAUUUGCAAACUUUGGAAGGCUAUAUUUUCUACAUAUUUGACAACAUUUUGCAACCAAACUUUGGAAUUUUAGUAAUUUUAGUAUGCCCUUCCCGGGAAUAUACUUUUUUUGCUAAGAUAAAAAUUAGUCUAUAAUGGGAAUGUCUAUUGGUCCCCAUUACCUAUUUUUCUUUCUCUAAAAUAAACAGCUAGAGUUUUUGUUUCUCUAAAUAAAGAUAAAGAGCUAGAGGGGGGGGGGCAAAACUUAUGUUCUUGUUUUGCUUGUUGGGGGGGGGGCUUUGAAAAUUUUACUUGUCUUAAGAGGGGGGCAACGAAAAAAUAUUAUAACUGUGGAGUUUCUCCUCAGUCACCCUCUGUACAAUAAAUAAUGAGCAGUCCCUUAUUGACAUUGUAUUCCCAAAAUGAGACAAUUUUUUCUACAUAUACAAACUUAACUUUUCUUCUAAUUCUAGCAACGUAUCCAUCGUUAUGUGCCUUAUGUCAUCCUCGGUCUCUUGUGUUUAAUAUCUGGAAUCACAUGCCAUAUAUGGAUUCCUGAAACGAAGGAAGCAACAACACUGGAAGUCUUUCCUGCUAAGUCUGAAGAAGGUCAGGACAAGGACAACCAUCCUCAGGCACAUGAAAACCAAGUGGCAAUCAGUUAGAUUAAAUAGUGGAUUUUAUAUUAUGCAUUGUGAUUGUAUUAUUAUUGGGAUGUUUAUGUAAUAUUUCAAAUCAGAAAAUGUAGACUGGACAGAAUUAUAUAGAGCUUUCUAAAUGGCAGGAUUUCACACGCAGAAACUAUGAAAUUUUGUUCAUUUCACAUUUCAGGCAGCAAAAUGUGACACCUUCGAUUCUAUAAUCCCCCUAGCGGCUAGCCAUGAUAUAUACUCAAUCAUUACUUAAAGUGAAUUGAUCAUGAAUAAAUUUUGAUGCAGUCCUAGAAAUGAAUUAAUUCUUGAUGCAGUGCUGGAAAUGAAUUAAGUUUUGAUCCAGUCCUAGAUUUUGAUGCAGUCUUGAGAGUCGAGACUGAUCAGUUAAUUUUCAUCCAGUCCUAGACUUACCACAGCCUACGGCCCCAGGCUCUCUCUCGCGCGCUUGCUAUGCUUGGUUCAUAGGGGUACGAAGGGGAACUUGUGGUGGGAGAGGGGUAGCUGUGGGGAAGAGACGGCGCGGUGACGUCACAACUAACUGACGUCAUACCUAAGCUAGUUUUAUCGACCGUUUCGUAAUUUCGUUGCUCCUGCAGAACGGCUAGGGACUAGGCUGGACUUACCAUAUCCAGUAUUUUGUAAACUGGCUUAAUGUGACUCUGUGAAGGAGAUCUAGAGGGGUUGGCUAAUUUCCUCAAGACCGUAUAUUAUAAUGCUCUACAUGAGAGUAUAUUAAUACUCUACACGUAUAUUAAUACUCAACAUACUCUACAUGAGCGAGUGUGUUGCAUGCAGUCGAAACAACAUGGACCAAACACUCGUAAAGAAGGGUAGUAAAGGGGGGGGGGGAUGUGUGUCACAUUUCAUGGCACAAAAAUCCGUCAUUUCACAUUUCACGAGAACAAACUGAUUGGCAAUUCACGGCUCUAUCCACCUAGCCUCCACUUCGGUGAAUAAUUGUUAAUUAUAUAUUACGCGUAGAUACUGCAUAUUGUUACAUUCAACCUCAUCAUACAAAACGUCAAAAUUUCGAAGAGGAAUUAUUAACCAAAAGGGAAGAGCUGGGCAUUGCUCAGCGAGUGUACCGGGACUGUAAAAACGUUUGCUACCAUUUCUCUAUUUCUCCUCCGUUUGUCUUGAUAUUCGUCAUUUUAUCAGCGAUAAUUAGAUAAAAUAUUUUUUCAGUGGAAAGAACGCGGAAUUACAGAUCUUGUAACUCUUAUCCAACUCGAAAUUAGCUAGACGAUGCUACGUAGCAUUCAUAUAUUCAUAUAUGGCGCCCUGAUUCACAUGGUGUCCAGGGCGCUUUUAGCCGCACGUCCGCUCUUAAACAGCGGUGUGAGUAAUUUCCUAAUCAUCAGAGUGACUGAGUAGUGUGUAGGGGCUGCCUCGUCCCCAGGCGCUAAUAAAAAUGUUUCAUGCGAGUCACUAUAUGAAAGGUUUACAUGAAGUGGUGCGUCACAUUUUAGGCGCGCAAAGGGCAGUGGGACAUGUCGAUGCCUCAAGCCCAUAACUCCCUGCGAUUGUUCGUCGCGAUGCACUACUUCAUGUAAACCUCUCAUAUAGUGACUCGCAUGAAAUUUUUUCAUUAGCGCCUGGGGACGAGGCAGGUGUAGGGGUGUCUUGUGGAAGUUUGUGACACCGCACACGAUAAAACGACGAAGAAAACAGAAAUUCGCAUGUAAAUUAAACCAUUGCAACAAUAAAUACUGGCGUGAGAAGAAUGCAAUAGUAUGUGUCACUCUGCUGAUGCAAUUAUUAUGGGACACUUUUGCGCUAUGCAAAUUAGCAGUCGUAACAAGUCACCAACAGGUCGAAUCGAGUCAUUUCACUAUCUGGUCGAGUCGAGUCAAGUCGAGUCAAUGAACGAACAUAUUAUAGAUAGGGGUAUUGGGUUACCUGUGGGAAACAAGCCUGUUCGCGGGCGACCUGAGUAUUGGGGAAAACAACGAACAUGUGAGACUUUGUGAGCGAGAGUUUUGUGUAAAAAGUGGGAGUUUUUAUAGUUUAUUAAACUUUACUAAAACAUAAUACGAGAGUUUUAGUGUGCCGACACAAGUUCGGCACAUUUUGGUGCCGUGACCAGGAUUGAACAACGAAAUAUUUGCGGGUAAAGACGAGAAAUUGAGGGUAUUACGAAAUUCAAGAUGGCGGACGAACUUGAACAACAAGAAAUUAAGGAGAAUAAUACGGUAGAAAUCACUCAGGAGGAGAAAGACCAGGAGAAAAAGAUUAGAAAAGAGAUUGAAAAGCUGCAGUUUUAUCUCGAGGACGUCGACGAAUUAUUGGAAAGUGAGGAUUUUAAUGAAAUCAAACAAGUAUGCAAGCGAACACAGCAGAUUCAGCCUGAAUCUGCUGUGCUCGCUUGCAUACUUGUUUGAUUUCAUUAAAAUCCUCACUUUCCAAUAAUUCGUCGACGUCCUCCAUUCAGGAUAAUAUGAACGACUUGGUGUCGCAUUUACAAGAAUUAAAAAUUGAGCUGGGAAAUUCAACACAAAAAUCUAUUAGACAGUGGACAAGAGAUUUGAAGGCAGAGUAUGCACCACUAUGUGAGAAACGUGUGAGGUUGUGUAGGGUACUAGACGAUAGACAGAGACAUGAAAACUUGAGAGCUGAGGAAGAAGUGGCGAUCAGAAAGAUGGAGAAAGAAGAGCAACUACGUAGGCAGAUCCAACAACAAGAGAAAGAAAUGUGGGAAGAAAGAAUGAGAGCGGAGUUAGUGCUGGCAGAGAAGAAAAUUCAGAUGGAGAAAGAAGCUAAAGCAAGUACAUCGAAACUACCAGAGUUGAAAAUAUCACCCUUUAAUGGCACUUCUGCUGACUGGAUAAGGUUUGAGAAUAUGUUUUCCUCACAAGUUGACAGCAAGUCCAUUUCGGACGCUGAGAAAUUUGGGUACCUGUUAGAGCUUGUGAAUCCGAAGGUGAGAGGUAGACUUUCGAACUUGAAGCCGGGGUCAGAAGGUUACAAAACAGCAUGGGAAAAGUUGAAAAUGGAAUAUGGUCAUAAUAAAUUAGUAAUUGCAGCUCAUAUGGAGGAGAUUAUUAAGUUACAGACAGUGAGAGGAAGAAAUUACGAUAAGGUAUGUGAAUUUUAUGAAAGUCUUUGCAAAAACUAUGACGCACUGCAAACGUUGAGUGAAGAAGCUAUGUUAAAGGGGUUGGUGGUAUCUACUUUAAAUAAACUCCCCCAGGUUAAGCCUGAUUUAGUACGUAUGGAUGAUAAUUGGGAAGAUUGGAACAUGAAACAAUUGUUAUCAGCAUUACAGGGGUGGUUCAAGCGUAACAAAACAGAAGAGGUACCAACUAAGGAGCAUGAAAACCCAAGAAAGAGGGAGCGAAACUGGUAUACCCAAAAGGGGGGAGAGUUUACCAAUGGUAAAGGCAAGGGCCCGGUCUGUAUUUAUUGCGAAGGACAGCACUGGGGAGACCAAUGCACAUCGUAUGACUCUGUGACUAAGCGUAGACAGUUCUUUGUUGAAAAACGACUGUGCUUUAAUUGUGGUCGACCAGGCCACCGCGAAAGUAAAUGUCGCAGUAGGAGGUGCUACAAGUGCAAGGGCAAACAUCACACUAUCCUUUGUGAUAAACUGCAGGAAAACAAUAAUCGAGAAAACCACAACGCAAUGUUAAAUGGAUAUUUCCCAUCCUCUGAAGAGAAGUCUUUACCAGCUAUUGUGCCACUUAAAAUUAAGGGUAAGACAUUUUGGGCGUAUCUCGACACGGGCUCUGGGAGAAAUUUCAUCUCGAAGGAAGCAGUGCGAAUCACCCCAGCGCCAUGAGAGUAGAAACAUCCUAACUGUAAACGGGUCCAAAAAGGCAUCAAUGCCAGUGUUUGAAGUAACAAUCAAUUAAGUUGAUGGACGGGCAAGUGAGAAUAUCGAGAUUACUGGUACAGAAAUGCCAGAUUUUACAACUGUGAAAAGACCGACUUUCAUAGAGCUAAAGGAGAAAUACGAGCAUCUUCGCGAGAAAACAUUCUACCGGUCAGAAAGCGAAGAGUAUCCCAUCCAUGUCAUAUUGGGCGAUGCUACCUAUUGCAAAAUACGGACUGAUCAAGUCUACAAGGGAAAAUCAGAGGAUCCGAUUGUAGAAGGAACGACCUUCUGUUUGACAUUAACGGUCAAGUAGAACAUUUAAGAUUUACUCGUGUGCCUUUCGGCGUGGAAGCCAGCCCAUUUAUGCUUGGUGCCACCCUGCAACACCACUUCAAUCUGCAGCCAGAAGAGUACCAAAACACCAUUGAGUCGUUAAAAGAGAACACUUAUGUUGAUAAUCUAAUGAAGACCGGAAGUGAUAUUGCAGAUCUUGAAGAUUUCAAACGCGAAGCGACAGAAAUCCUAGAAAACGCGAAGUUCCCAGUCCACAAGUGGGAGUCGAAUGUCGAAGAACUUGACAACGAAUCAAAUCCCAGCAAAAUACUCGGACAUAAAUGGAAUAAAAGAGAAGAUACACUUGAGAUUCGAGCAGAACCUACAAAGGAAGAAACACCAGUGACAAAGAGACAUAUUCUUAAGGAACUCAGUAGCAUAUAUGACCCUUUGGGAAUAAUAUCGCCGACCAUGGUUGAAGGAAAGCGCAUCUAUAGAGAAGCGUGUGAUGAGAAAGUCGGCUGGAAUUCAGAAGUAUCUACCAGCACGUCCAAAGAUUGGAUAAAGUGGCGACAACAGUUAAGAAACGUGAAAAUUCCGAGAAGUCUAGCAAAGGAGAUUCGAAAGGUGAAAGCUAUACAUUUGCAUUUAUUUGCUGAUGCAAGUUUCACAGCGUGCUCGGCGGUCAGUAUAGCAGUAAUCGAACAUUCCAGUGGAAUAGUUAAAGGUCUUCUUACGUCAAAGUCCAGAAUUGCCAAGAGAAACACUUCCAUACCAAGGCUGGAAUUAGUUAGCGGUCAGAUGGCUGCCAAUAUGGCUAAGAAUUUGGUUGCCGCAUUGAGAAGAUGGCCAAUUGCAUCAGUUGCAGUGUGGAUGGACAGCCUGGUUGCUUUGUUUUGGAUUGCAAGCCCAGAAAGAUACUGGAAAAUCUUUGCAUCAAAUCGGACGCGGAAGAUUGCUGAAAUUACGGAAGUAGGCAUCAGUUGGAAGUACUGUCCAUCCGAGGAAAAUUUAGCUGAUUUAGGGAGUCGGGGAGCUUCGAUCGACAAAAUGGAAAAGGACGGUUGGUUUAAUGGUCCCGAGUGGCUAGUUAACCCAGACAAAUGGCCAAAACAACCAAAGCUCGAGAGAACAAAGACUGUCCUGGACGAGCAAAAGCCGAUGACGGAAGUAGCUUUCAAUACGCAAGAAAAAGAUCCGGACGAAUGGGACUUGCUACUUUCUCGAUCAAGCUACUGGAAGACUAUUCGUGUUACUGCGUGGGCGUUAAGAUUUGUAAGCAAUGCAAGAGCCAGAAAACGGAAAACUAACCUAGCGAAAGGUCCGCUGACGACGAACGAGCUAGAACAGUCGAAAGUGCGAUGGGUGAAGAAGGUCCAAGAAGACAUGAGUUCGGAGCUACGAGCACCUGGAUGGGAAGUCAUACGAGAAGGUGAUUCUGGUUUACUGAAAUGUAAAGGUCGAAUUCCCGGGUAUCAGCCGAUAUACUUGGAAGGAGGAGACUUUACGGACAAAUUGAUUAUGCAUACACACAAUGAGAUACGUCAUUUUGGUAUCGCGAACACGAUGGCCGCACUAAGAGAGAACUGGUGGAUUCCGAGACUGCGCUCGAAAGUUAAAAGGAUCAUUAACGAAUGCAACGUAUGUAAAGCGUACCGAGUCAAACCAUAUGGUCGUACAGCAACUGCCGAACUACCUACGUUUCGAAUCGAAAGCGGACAACCAUUUGAAACAACGGGUGUUGAUUUCGCGGGUCCCCUCACAUAUAAGCUUACCAAGAAAGAAGAAGGCAAGUGCUACAUCCUAAUAUUUACAUGUGCUACAUCCAGAGCCGUGCAUCUGGAGUUGACGAAGACACAAUCGGCAGAGGAAUUCAAAGUAAAGCUAAACGCCUUCAUCGCAAGAAAGAGCAGACCAAAGUUGAUUGUGUCGGACAACGGAGGAGCGUUUAAAGCGACAGCGUUAUGGAUCAGAAAGAUACGUAAAAGUGAACGACUGCAAGAUUAUUUGGCAAGACAAGAGAUUCGGUGGAGAUUCAAUCUAUCCAAGUCCCCUUGGUGGGGUGGAAUGUACGAACGCUUACUUAAGGACAUUAAAAAAGCCCUGUAUAAAGUUCUGGGAAGAUCAACAUUAUGUUUCGACCAGUUACAAGCUAUCGUAAUUGAUAUUGAGAAAAAUGUAAACAAUAGGCCACUGACGUACGUCGAAAGCGAGCAAGAAGAGGAACAAGUGCUCACACCAAAUACAAUUCUGUGGGGACAAAACGUGCAUACCAUUGACGAAUCAGACACGGAUGAUGGAGAAGUCGUGAAGUUACACAAACGAAUGAAGCAGAAACGAGAGCACGCGUGGCAAAGAUGGAAGACGGAGUACGUACAUAGUUUGAUGGAACAUCAUCGAGUGAUUAAAGGGGAAAAUGCGUGUCCAGAA